Molecule: messenger RNA, 1263 nt
Organism: Lipotes vexillifer (Yangtze River dolphin)
Lineage: Eukaryota; Metazoa; Chordata; Mammalia; Artiodactyla; Lipotidae
Gene: SURF1
Product: SURF1 cytochrome c oxidase assembly factor
Exons: 10
Coding region: 1-1263 (420 amino acids)
Biological process (GO): mitochondrial respiratory chain complex IV assembly
Cellular component (GO): membrane; mitochondrion
Source: RefSeq, a predicted model, not a curated record
AUGGCGGCGGCGCGGGGGCUGGGGCUGAGCCUGCGAGCGGCGGGGCUGGGGUCGCUGCUGCGGGCUGCGGGCACGGGGCCGGCCCCGGUCCGCGCCGUCCGGAGGAGCGCCCUUGGGGUCAUCUCGCGCCCAGGUGAGGACUCGUCCAGGGAUGCCCUCGGCAUCUGGGAAAGCCGCCCCGUCCGUCCGUGCCUCCGCUUUGCCGGGGCGCGUGGCGUCGCGAUAAACCCUGGAACUGCCGCCCGAGCCUCUGAGUCGGGCCCUGGGUGCGCGCGGGCUCUGGCGGGCGCUGUCGGCCGCGCUGCCGCCCGACACGCUCGGCCCGAGACGUGCCAUAACCGCUCCACGGCUCCUCGGGCUGAUGCGGGGCCAACCCAGGACGGAAACUGUGAGCUGGGCUGGACGCAGGUGCUGCUGGUGGGCUCCCGACUGCACGUGGUGGCCUGGGCCCUCUUCCUGUAUCACGUUCUCCCCGGGUUGGUCUGGAGGCCCAGCAGGUGUGGCAGCUCUUCAGCCGAAGCAACUGCCGCAAAAACGGAAGACGACUCCUUCCUCCAGUGGUUUCUGCUUCUCAUACCUGUGACUGCCUUUGGCCUGGGGACGUGGCAGGUCCAGCGCCGGAAGUGGAAGCUACAGCUGAUCGCAGAACUAGAGUCUAGGGUUAUGGCCGAGCCCAUCCCGCUGCCCGCAGACCCGAUGGAACUGAAUAACCUGGAGUACCGGCCAGUGAAGGUCAGGGGGCACUUUGACCACUCUAAAGAGCUGUACAUGAUGCCACGGACCAUGUUGGACCCAGCCCGGGAGGCCGGCCGGCUCUCGUCGGCGGCUGAGAGUGGUGCCUACGUGGUCACUCCCUUCCACUGCACUGCCCUGGGAAUCACCAUCCUGGUAAAUAGAGGGUUUGUGCCCAGGAAGAACGUGAAUCCAGAUACGCGGCGCAAAGGCCAGGUUGAAGGAGAAGUGGACCUAGUCGGGAUGGUGAGGCUGUCAGAGACCAGGAAGCCCUUUGUUCCCGAGAACAAUCCUGCGAGGAACCACUGGCAUUACCGGGACCUGGAGGCCAUGGCCAGGCUCACAGGCGCAGAGCCCAUCUUCAUAGACGCCGACUUCAAGAGCACAGUCCCUGGAGGGCCCAUUGGAGGGCAGACCAGAGUGGCCCUGAGGAACGAGCACGUGCAGUACAUCGUCACCUGGUACGGACUCUGCGCGGCCACCUCGUACCUGUGGUUUAAGAAAUUCCUAAGCCGGACUCCUGGUGUGUGA